ACUAGUACAAGUAGUUUGUUUAUAAGUGGCAACAACAUUCAAUAAAUUUGCCAUAACUCCUUCCCCAUUUCAUUGAAACAAAAACAUUGACUUUCCAAUAGUAUACUCUAAUUGAAAGUCAUGGCUGAGGUAGGAAGAGUGCAAUCCAUGGCAUCAAACACAAUAUCCGAAGACACCAUCCCAUCAAAUUUCAUAUGGCCAGAAACAGAUCAACCUGCUAUCACAACCAUCCAAGAUAAUAAUUUCGAAAUCCCGGUGAUCGAGCUCAACGAUACAGAUGAAGAUAGGCUAGUCAAGUUGAUUGCAAAAGCAAGUAGCGAAACCGGUUUAUUUCAAAUCAUAAACCAUGCAAUACCAAGUGAAGUUAUUGAGAAAUUGCAGAAAGUUGGGAAGGAGUUUUUUGAGCUGCCACAACAAGAGAAGGAGAAGUAUGGGAAACUUCCUGGGUCAAUUGAAGGAUAUGGGACUAGCCUUCAGAAAGAAGAUGAAGGAAAAACAGGGGUGAAAAAACAGGGUUGGGUUGAUCAUAUUUUUCAUAGGAUUUGGCCUCAAUCUGCUAUUAACCUCAGAUUUUGGCCCAAGAUUCCUGCAUCUUAUCAGGAAGCCAAUGAAGAGUAUGCUAAGUAUUUGAGAGUUGUAGGAGACAAGCUCUUCAAAUGUCUCUCACUAGGACUAGGACUUGAAGGCCAUGAACUAAAAGAAGGUUUAGGAGGUGAUAAGUUAGAGUACUUGAUGAAGAUCAAUUACUACCCUCCUUGUCCUCGUCCUGAUCUAGCCCUUGGUGUUCCGGCUCACACGGACAUGAGCGCCAUCACAUUGCUCAUCCCUAACGGUGUUCCGGGCCUUCAAGUUCGUAGGGAUGGUGGUUGGUGUGACGUGAAAUAUAUUCCUAAUGCUAUAAUUAUCCAUAUUGGUGAUCAGAUCGAGAUCAUGAGCAAUGGAAAAUACAAGGCUGUUUUGCAUAGAACAACCGUGACCAAAGACAGAACUAGAAUGUCAUGGCCAGUGUUCUUGGAGCCGCCGUUGGAGCAUACCGUCGGACCGAUUCCUAAGCUCGUCAAUGACGAAAAUCCGGCCAAAUAUAAGACUAAGAAGUAUCGAGACUACACUUAUUGCAAGUUCAAUAAUAAACCACAGUAGUAAAUUAAACCAAGCAAUGUUAUUAGUCCAUGAAUAAUUGUGCACUUUGUAGCACAAGGGAUGUAGCUAUGCAACUUUGUAUUCUAGUUUAAUCUAUUGAAGGUCAAUGUAUGUUGUAUUUUCUCUUUUAGAAUAAGUGUUACAGCUGAACAAUUUACAAGUUA
Messenger RNA from Chenopodium quinoa (quinoa), 1304 nucleotides. RefSeq names its product flavonol synthase/flavanone 3-hydroxylase-like. Bases 121 to 1140 code for a protein of 339 amino acids. The transcript has 3 exons. Lineage: Eukaryota; Viridiplantae; Streptophyta; Magnoliopsida; Caryophyllales; Amaranthaceae. The record is from RefSeq and is a predicted model, not a curated record.